Molecule: messenger RNA, 2713 nt
Organism: Herpailurus yagouaroundi (jaguarundi)
Lineage: Eukaryota; Metazoa; Chordata; Mammalia; Carnivora; Felidae
Product: beta-defensin 107A
Exons: 2
Source: RefSeq, a predicted model, not a curated record
UUUAUCAUUUCUGAUGUUUUUUAUUCUCCUUGGAAAUCAAGUUUCCUUCUUGCAUUUACCUUCAGCCUGAAGAACUUCCUUUAGGGAAUCUCUGGUAGAGAAAACUUUCAGUUUUCUUCGCCCUGAAAAUAUGUUUAUUCUAUCUUCCCCUUUUAAAGGAGUUCUUCCUGCAGGUGGAAUUUGGGGCAGGCAGCUUCUGCUUGUUUUCCUUCAGCACAGCAGGGUGUGCCCCCCGCCCCCCCACCUUACUUACCUCUUUCGUUUCUGAGGAGAAGCUGAUGGUAACUCAAUUGCGGUUUCCCUGAACUCGUGUUACUUUUCUCUGGAUGCUUUCACGAUUCUCUCCCUUUUUUUGGAUUUCAGAAGUUUGACUGUGUUGUGCCUAAGCAUGGUUUUUAUGUUCCUUGCAAUUCGCUGAGCUUCCUGGUUUUGUCAUUUUGUGUCUUUCACCGCAUUUGGGGAUUUUCAGCCAUUAUUUCCUUGAACUACGUUUUACCCCAUUAUGGUUCUCUCCUCAUUCUGGGACUCCAAUGACCUGUCUGCUUUAGAUUUUGAUGUUAUCCAUCAGACCCUUGAAGGCCUAUUUCUCUCAAUCUUUUUUUCUCUCUGAUCUACAGAUUGCAUAGUUUUUAUUGAUUCAGUGACUCUUGAUCCUGUCAUAUUUUCGGUGCUAUCAAAUCUAUUCAGUUAAUUUUGUUCAGAUAUUGUAUUUUUUAGUAUCAAAUUUUUUAAUAUAUUUUCUGUUCUCUAAUGAGACUUCCUGAGUUCAAAUUGAUUGCAUGUGUGUUUUCUUUACUACUUCGAGUGUGUUAAAAUGGAUAUAUUAAGGUCUUGUCUGAUUAUUUCAACAAGAUUGAUGUCCAGGACGCUGUGAAUGUUGUGCUGAAAAGGAUCUGAAGACUGGUACAUCUUCUGAAGAAUGCUGAUGUUUUGAUUUGACAGGAAAGCGACUCUAUUAAACUCAAUUUGCAAAUAUCACCUCAUCUGUAAUGGGCAGCGGCUCAAAUCUCAGGGGUGUUUGCGUGUUUGUUUCAUUUUAUCUUAACAAGGUGAAUGCGUGGUUCAGGGGUUAGCAAGAGUUAUGGGCAGAGUUCACAUAUAGAACCUAAACUCCCUUUUCUGGGUUUUCAUUUCCAGAAGCUGUGGUGCUUCUCCCUUAGCUCUAUCUUUGUGUUCUAAGUUUAGAAAGAGGGUGGAUAUCUUGUUUGUUUUGUUUUAGCCUCUCCAUGCCACCCUGCAGUCAGAGAGAACAUACUCUGGGCUGUUUCAUAUUUCCAACUUUUGACUUUUAUCCAAAAUAUGCCUGUAUUUAUUUCAACUUUCAUAUUCUUUGGGUAGUUUUUUUGUGGGUUUAUUUCGUUUUGUUUUGUUCCCCCCGAGUUUUACUUGUUAUCGGUGGGAGGGUCCACCUGUUAGAAGCUCACUCUGCUUUAUUCAAAAUGGAAUUACUCAUUCGAGUUUUAAUCUUUCAAGUAACUCCCCUACCUAAAAUCCUUCAAUAACUUUCCUUUGAUUUUAGGAUAAAGUUCAAAUUUUUUAGUAACAUAUAAAUACACCUGGUAGUUCUCCAACCCGUAUUUGUUGAAUGAAAGCUAUUCCCAUAACAUAUGAGAUAUGGUCAUAUUUAAUCAUAAUGCCCUUAUCCUUAAUAAUAUCUUACAGGGUUCCCUGGGUGGCUUAGUUGGUUAAGUAUCUGACUCUUGAUCUCAGUUCAGGUCUUGAUUUCUGCCCCAUGUUGGGCUCCAUGUUGGGUAUGAGGCCUACUUAAAAUCAUCAUCAUCAUCAUCUUAAGAUGAAAAACUUUGAACAUUUGAUAAUAUCUACAUUAAUUAGUUGACUAUUCAUGAGUUCUUCUAACUAGGCAGCUAUUAAUAAGUCAAAGAACAUAUAUUUUGAAUAUCUACUGCUACAAAGCUCUCUCAUGAAGAGUGAAUGGAAAGGAAAGGAUGGAGGGAGAGUGGUUUUCAUCUGUGGAGUUUAUAGUUGAAUUGGCCAGAUAAAAAAAUUUUCAUAUACUAUAAUUUUGGAAAAGCAAUUAUACCAGGCACCCAUUAAUAACGGCUAGGUCCUCUUAUAAGAGAGUAAGUUGUGUGUAAUAUCUUAGAGAAGAAGAAAAGGAAUGGGGACUAUAGAUCUUCUGGAAGGGAAGGUCCCCGAGAUGGGGCUUGAGGGAAAAAAGAGACAUCUAGGCAGAGACAUAGGCUGGAGGGAUCCGGGCUGGAGGACAGGUUGUUUGCUUUACUCUCCUGUAAACCUCAUUUAGGUAAUACCUGACCCAGAGGCCCACACGCUAUUCAGUAGAGCAUGAAAAAUAGUUUCUUCCUAAUGAACAUUACAAACCAAAGUUGACUUCCAGCCCUUUCGGAGCUGUAGAACCUGGUUUAAUCAACUUCUCUUGGUAAAAGAGCUGGAUUUUACCAACUGUCCCUCCUUUGUCCUCUCUCCACUGAUGUCUGGAGCCAUGAGAAUCUUUUUCUUAAUUUUUGCUGCUCUCAUUCUCCUUGCUGGCAUUUUCUCAGCUAGCGGAGGGAUGCACAGAGAGCCACGUUGUCUGAAACCGGACGGUCACCGUGAAGCCGAGUGCCUUUCCUUUGAGGUUAAGAUUGGGGGCUGUAGAACUGAACUGACACCACUCUGUUGAAGAAAAAGGAAGAACAAGUACAAGCCAAGCCGCAGCUGCAAAAAAAGAGAGGCGAAGAUACUCUGGCUGUGA